Molecule: messenger RNA, 1260 nt
Organism: Spodoptera exigua (beet armyworm)
Lineage: Eukaryota; Metazoa; Arthropoda; Insecta; Lepidoptera; Noctuidae
Source: the annotation of a GenBank genome assembly
AUGUCUAUUUUGACCCUAUAUGAGAUAUCUGUGAGUCUGACAGAAAUAGUAGACCGUCUGAAUACGAAUUUGCGUAAACACAACGAGUACUGCGCGGACAAGAUAAAUGACCUCAUUCAAAAUCUCUAUGAAAAGAACAAGGAGCAUCUGGAGAUAUAUAGACGUGUUAACAAAAGAUCCGUGGAUUCCGCUGAAGUUUCAAAAACUAUAGAAGACCUACGACAAAAGAUGAAACAAACAGGCAAUGAAGAGACUAUCGCCAGACUAGAGUUAGAAACUCGGUACUGGAACAAAAAGAUAAGCGACUUCAAUGAAAUUGCUAAGAUCCUUAUUAAGAACCGCUUGGAAUUUUACAAGUUGCAUGAUGAUCUGGAUGAUUAUAAGAGUAUAAGGUGCAAAGACUUACCCGGUACAAAGACCAUGUGCUUCGAUUUGAUUGGCGAGAAUUUAAGAGACAGGAUCGCUUACCUUGAUAGGAAAGAACUGGUUGUGGCCAGGACCCUUAUCACGUUCUUCUGUGUUCGAGGAACGGAUCGCGACCUAUACACGGAUAGUGUCGGCUCAUACUACUGCGAUGAGUUCUACCAUCAGAACUACAUCACUAAUUAUGGGCUCAAGUAUUUUCAUGUCAACUGCGACGGAGACUUCGUGGAGAACGUGGAGACUGAACCGUAUUACUUUGACGAAAAUGGCCGCUAUGUCAUAAGGGACGGCGAGAAGUUCCAUCAGUGUGCGCCCUGCACCAGUUUGUACAAGCUGACUGAAGAUGGGUUCUUCCAGAAGGUCACUAAGGACUGCGGCCAUUCUGAGAGAGUCAAUCCUAACUGUCGGAUGGAGAUUAAGGAUUUGACCGACGCUGUUAUAUUGCCUAAGAAUGACUUUGUUGAUAUUACUGGUAAACUCGACAGUGAUUCGGUGAAGUUCCUUUGGGACAGUUUCGGAAUGAUACUGCCUGAAGUCUUGUACGCAGUCGCCACGCAUCAGCCUAAAAACCCUAUACACUACAUGGCCCAUAUACUGAUCAAGCGAAGAUUCGAAGCGACUAAGCAAGAGUUCCGUAAACUGACGAAGAAGGCGGAUAAGUACCGCACUAAACUUCACGAGGAACGCAUUCAAAAAACCAAAGCCGAGAGACUUGCGUGGAAAUCUAAGUUGAUCAAGUAUGCCAAGCCCGAAGAUUUGGAUGACACCCAUCAACAAGCGAUGAGCAUGCAAAAUGUUUCUGAUUGGACGUUCCUUAAUUUUUUACAGAAUUACUAA